GUAGUGUAUCAACAAUGAUGGCCGACCAUUGUUCGCCGCCUUAGACACCACCAGUGAACCUAACUCCCUACAUGUCUCUCUCUCGGUGACUUUAUCAUCAUGACUCCACAUUUACUUUGAACUUGAAUUUUGUUUAAGAUGAAAGAAAUAUACGAAUGAUUAUAAUAAUGCCGUGUAUCUUGAUUAGAGGCCAUUAAUAAAAGAUGUUUUGAUGAACACCCAAGAAUUUCGGGAAGGAAGUGUCAAAGAUUCAGUGUAUUUUAAAAUCAAGUGAACGAAAUACCAUUAAUAUGAGUUCGUUAAAACCAGGAAACAAAAAGGAUCAUCAGAAAAUGCGUAUACGCGCUUUUCCGAAACAGAUGACUAUGGAUGAGCGCUAUGUGGAAAACAUCUGGCAGCUGCUAAAAAAUGCCAUCCAGGAAAUUCAAAAGAAGAACAACAGUGGCCUGAGCUUUGAGGAACUAUACCGUAAUGCCUAUACCAUGGUCCUACACAAGCAUGGAGAGAGACUUUACUCGGGCCUCAGAGAUGUUGUUACGCAGCAUUUGGAGAACAAGGUGCGAGCAGAUGUGUUGACCUCCUUGCAGAACAACUUUCUCCAGACUCUAAAUCAUGCCUGGAAUGAUCAUCAGACAUCUAUGGUGAUGAUCAGAGACAUCCUUAUGUACAUGGACCGAGUGUAUGUUCAGCAGAACAACGUUGACAACGUCUACAACUUAGGGUUAAUAAUAUUUAGAGAUCAGGUUGUGCGGUAUGGUUGCAUAAGAGAUCAUCUACGAGAAACACUUCUGGAUAUGGUGAUGAGGGAACGUAGGGGUGAAGUAGUGGACAGACUAGCAAUUAAGAAUGCAGCUCAAAUGCUCAUAGUAUUAGGCAUUGAGUCUCGAGCUGUUUAUGAAGAGGAUUUUGAAAGACCUUUCCUUGCUCAGUCAGCAGAAUUUUAUAGGAUGGAGAGUCAAAAGUUUUUAGCAGAGAACAGUGCGUCAGUGUACAUCAAGAGAGUAGAGGCACGGAUAAUGGAGGAGGCAGAACGAGCUAAACAUUAUCUGGAUGAAUCGACAGAGAGGCGGAUUGUCGAAGUUGUAGAGGAAGAACUAAUAAAGAAACAUAUGAAGACCAUUGUAGAGAUGGAGAACUCUGGAGUUGUACAUAUGCUCAAGAAUAAUAAAACUGAAGACUUAGCUUGUAUGUAUAAGCUAAUGUCCCGUGUAUCAGAUGGGUUGCGGGCAGUAGCAGAAUGUGUAUCACAACAUCUUAGGGAACAGGGGAAAGCUUUAGUGGCAGAAGAAGAAGGAGGAAAGAAUGCUAUCACAUUUGUACAGAAUUUGUUGGACCUGAAGGACCGAUUUGACCACUUCCUCCACAACUCCUUCAAUAAUGAUAAGAUAUUUAAACAGAUGAUUGCAGCUGACUUUGAAUACUUCCUCAACCUUAAUAACAAAUCACCAGAGUACUUGUCAUUGUUUAUUGAUGACAAGCUCAAGAAGGGAGUUAAAGGAAUGACUGAAGCAGAGAUAGAAGUGGUGUUAGACAAGACAAUGGUGCUGUUCCGUUUCCUACAAGAGAAGGACGUGUUUGAGCGUUACUAUAAGCAGCACCUAGCCAAACGUCUUCUCUUGCAAAAGUCUGUCUCAGAGGAUUCGGAGAAAACAAUGAUAUCUAAACUGAAAACAGAGUGUGGAUGUCAAUUUACUUCAAAGCUUGAAGGCAUGUUCAAGGAUGUGACCAUUUCCAAUACCAUCAAUGAGGAGUUCAAGCAACGAGUCAGCAGUGCUGGGACAAAUUUAUAUGGAGUGGACAUCUAUGUACGAGUUUUAACAACAGGGUACUGGCCAACGCAGUCAGCUAAUCUGAAAGCCAAUGUUCCCCUGGCCCCCAGAAGUGCCUUUGAGGCCUUCCGGAGAUUCUACCUCAACAAACACAGCGGCAGACAACUUACUCUUCAACCACAGCUGGGGUCAGCAGAUCUCAAUGCAGUAUUCCAUGGCUCAAGAAAAGAGGAGAGUGCAUGUGCAACAGCCAGUGUAGUUGUUGGGUCAGUAGCCUCUGUGGCAGCUGUAGCAUCAGGUGAUACAGUGAGCAGUGUUGCUGGUAUAUCUUCCUCCUCAUCGGCUGUCGGUGGUGGCACGAGCAAUAAUAAUGGUCUUGUGCCAUCUCCGAGCCUCCCUGGUCCACCCACACCAACAAAUGCCAUAGCAACGCCGUCGGGAUCAGCAGUAAUGGCGACGGGAAAACCCUCAGGCCCCAAGAAACACAUCAUUCAGGUGUCUACCUACCAAAUGGUCAUCCUCAUGCUCUUCAAUACUAGGGAUAAACUAACUUAUGAGGAGAUACAAAAUGAGACCGACAUCCCUGAUCGAGACCUUGUUCGAGCGUUACAGUCACUAGCGCUUGGCAAGCCAGCCCAACGAGUUUUGCUCAAGACUCCGAAGACUAAAGAGAUGGAGUCCUCUCAUGAGUUUACAGUUAAUGAUUCUUUCACAUCCAAAUUGUACAGAGUGAAGAUUCAAGCCGUGGCAGCUAAGGGUGAGAGUGAACCUGAGAGGAAGGAAACCCGAAGUAAAGUUGAUGAAGAUCGCAAACAUGAGAUUGAAGCUGCUAUUGUCAGGAUCAUGAAGGCCCGUCGGCGAAUGACACAUAACAACUUGGUUGCUGAAGUAACAGAUCAGCUCAAGUCCCGCUUCUUACCGUCCCCAAUACUUAUCAAGAAAAGAAUUGAAAGCCUCAUAGAGCGGGAAUAUUUGGCCCGCACUCCAGAAGAUAGGAAAAUCUACUCAUAUGUGGCGUGAAGAGUAGGUUAUUCACUGGAGCAUAGCCAAGGCUGUGAAACCUUCCUUUGUAAGAGAUACAGUCGUGCAGCCGUGGAGGGUGAGGGGAAAGGAUCACGAGAGCCCGGGGGUCAACUUCUGCUCUCAUCAGUCCCAUGCUCUCUCUGCAGAUGCUCAUUUCACCCUCAAUAUAUUGCCGGGAACGGCAAGUGUACGGCUGUAGCUUCUGAUCUUUGCCACGAGAGCCAAGUUCAACCUGUAAUAAGGAACAUUGGGAUUACUGUAUCCAUCGUGCGGCAGGUUACUGUUAGCUGCUUCUCAUAGCCAUUGUUACCAGUGGAAGUGUUUGGAACAGUUGAUAGUGAUUGGACCAAAAACAAAAAACAAAAAAACAAAAAUACAGUUUUAAUCAUGGUUGACAAAGAGUGUCAAGGGGAUCUCUCUAUAUAAUGAAAUUGGAUACUUGACUUGAGAGAACUUGUCAAUAUCCAAAAGUAAUUAGUUAACUUGGAGAUGAUUGGUGGCCAAGAAACAUUGGAAAUGGACAAAAAUAAUAUAAGAGUGAUGACCUGCUUAUCUGCUUGGUCCCGGCGCAGCCAAACUUGCGUGUGUGGUCGAUGCUGAGCUAUUACCAGUUCAUAAAUGAUGCAAUUGUUUCAUCUUGAAAUUUUGUUAUCCUCUUAACCUUCAUUCUCUUCUAUUUCUCUUGUGUAAAUUCUGGAGGGAGAAGACUUCUGUUGCUCACUUGUGUUAUGAAAAGUUUAUAUCUUUCUUGCAGGCAGAGGUAUUAAUUCAUAGGUGGUAGUAAAGUAAUGCACUUGUGAUAGCCAUCCUUGUUAGUGUUAUAUACAGCAUCACAAAUACCUCUUCUAAAUUGUAACAUUGUGGAAUAUAGAUGUGGUAAAUUUUUUACAUUAACUAGCAUUUUACACUAUAGAGGCAUGCUGUCGAUGGACUAGGUGAAUAGUAACUUAUGUUUUGAAUUAUGUAUACAGAGGUGUUAUUAGACCUUUCAAACUGAUCCAAGUACUGUAUGUGAAUUUCUUCAGUUGGGCUGAACAUAUUCCAUGAAAACACAGGGUGUAAUUUAUUGUAAUUGCAUUUUUUGGGGAGGUUAAGAUAUUUUUUAGGAUAUUUGACCCUUUGACUCUGGACCCCUGCAUUAUGGAAUGGAUGUGUUCUUGAAAAAGUGGCCGGAACGCGAACCAUUUUUUCCGAAGUACUCCCAUGUUAAAAGUGAAGAUGCUUUCACACAAUUUUUUUUGUUCAACACAAGUAAUAAAAACACUUAUAAAUGGAGAUAUAAUUUUUUUUUACAUAUAACAAAAAAACUUUAGUUUUAGACAUUUUAUAUUACCACAAAUAGUAGUACUUGUACAGGGAAAAUACAUAAAAAUACACAAGUUUUAGAGAUGGACCUAAGUUUUUCUCCAGCAUCAAACCUCCAUAAAACACUGAGCUUUAACAUCAAGUGUAAUUCCUUUACAUGCUCAUUUAGGGGAAUACACUUCAGAGUGUUGAAAAAUCUUGAAAGAACAAUAGCUAGUCGCGGAGGCGGACUAUAACUGACGCACUCCCAUAUUCAAAACAAAGCCUGCCCCCAUCAUCAUCAGCACACAGAAAUGCAAUUUGAAUUUCUUAAAAUAAAUAAAAAAAUUUGUUGAUUUUUUGGGGCAUUAAUAUUUUUUUGUAAAAUUCUAUAAGGACGAAUUUACAUUCCGUAUCAUGAUUUUAGGGAUACUGUUAUGAUUUACAAUUUCCAUAAGAGCAAAUUUUUUUAACCAGAAUUCCCAUAACUCAGGGACCCAGUGUAUUAUGUUUUACUCAUUGGCUCUUCACAGUAUAGCUCUACUGUAGGCUUAGGUCCCUUUUGAAAUUCACCCUAAUUAUACCUCUUAUACUAAAAGGAAAUAUUGUAAAUGCAGUAUUCUACAAUAGGUCAUUCUGUUUGGGGUCAACACAAUAACAAGCACAGUAAGAGACUUUACCACCUAUGUUUUAAUGUGCCUGAGAGUUAUUUGUAUACAGUUUCUUCCAAAAUACCAGAUGGGCAAAUGCAGCACUUAAGCUAAGAUUCUCCCUGGAAGAUCCUUGUGGUGAGAUAGUGUAGAUGCCUUCAAUUCACUGCAUCUUGGCAUGUUGCAAGAGAACCAUCUUAAGCACCUGACAACAAGAUUGGUGCCUUUUUAGUGUAAAAUUCAAAAGUCUGUCCACUGGAGAAAGAUUUAGGCUAGUUUAUAUCUUUGGUUAUACAGAAUAUCUGUUUUGCAAAUCCAAGAAUUUAUUUCUGGAAAUGAAAUGGCACUUAAACUCAGAAUCUUCUCUUGAUAUAUGGAGGGUGGGAAGGGAUGGCUGUAUGCAAAUUAAAAAAAAAAUUAAAUAAAGUUUGGGUGGAACUGAGGAGUCAUGAAUCCAUCUGCCUGCCAUCUUACAAUGUCACAUUGUUUUCUAUGCUCUUUCUUACGUAGCAGUAUUCUCCUUUGUUAUCUGGUCUCUCCUCCCAGACUCCUUUGUACACUCGCUACCAUUGGAUAUAUAAACAGGUUUUAAAAGAGUUAUGUAUUUAUUCCAUUAAAUGAAUGUCUAAGAG
Molecule: messenger RNA, 5358 nt
Organism: Homarus americanus (American lobster)
Lineage: Eukaryota; Metazoa; Arthropoda; Malacostraca; Decapoda; Nephropidae
Gene: Cul3
Product: cullin-3-like
Exons: 15
Coding region: 291-2789 (832 amino acids)
Biological process (GO): ubiquitin-dependent protein catabolic process; protein ubiquitination
Cellular component (GO): Cul3-RING ubiquitin ligase complex
Molecular function (GO): ubiquitin protein ligase binding
Source: RefSeq, a predicted model, not a curated record